AUGUCGCUGGUUGCGAUCGCAACGAGCACACUUACCGCUGCUACAUCUUCGCCUUCGCCAUCUUCAUCGCCUUUACACAUGCUGUACUACCACGGAGCGUCUUCGCCAGGACAGGACCCAGGCGGGGAUGGGAAUGGUGAAUGCAAGCUUCUUGGGCCAUUCUCUAUCCUCGUUCAGUCUGCCUUGGGGGUCCUGGCGCUAUCAUCUUUAGUCUACAAGCGAUGGAGAGAACGGCCCCAGCGGCCGAUAAAGGUCUGGGCCUUUGACGUUUCGAAGCAGGUCUUUGGUUCGGUUUUGCUGCACAUGGCAAAUCUUCUUAUGUCCAUGUUCUCGGCUGGCCAGCUCGAGAUCAAGACGACAUACCGACCGAACCCUUGCUCGUUCUACUUGCUGAAUCUGGGAAUCGAUACUACUCUCGGAAUUCCAAUUUUAAUUAUUGUUCUACGCAUCCUAAACUUCGCCGCUUCUUACACUAUUCUCGCGAAUCCUCCAGAGUCGAUUGAAUCUGGGAACUAUGGCCAACCACCGCGCGCUACCUGGUGGCUCAAGCAAUCCAUUAUCUACUUCAUGGGACUGUUCAGCAUGAAAAUAUGUGUUUUCUUCCUCAUUCAGCUUUUACCUUUCAUCAUCAAGAUUGGCGACUGGGCUUUGCGAUGGACAGAAGGCAAUACUGCCUUGCAGAUUGCCUUCGUCAUGCUUCUGUUCCCGCUGAUUAUGAACGCCAUCCAAUAUUAUAUCAUCGACGGCUUCAUCAAGAAGCCACUUUCUUACGAUAUUUACACCUCGGAUGGCACCGAUGACAAUCCCGAUGAUAUUCACCGCCGAGAAGCGCUUCUCGCAGGCCUGGAUGACGCUUACUCCUCUACAGACUCGGGUGACGAAGAAUCAGCGCCAAGGAAAGACACACCUUCGCACCCCAAGUAUGUUGCAAAUGCUAUUCAUGGGUCCGAAGGGCUGCUCACUGAGGACCAUUCUCCAGUUCCACCCUAUGAACCUCCUUCCUCCGGCAGCAGUCGUAGCGAGCAAGGUGGGAAAUGA
This is a messenger RNA of Penicillium atrosanguineum, 1038 nucleotides long. RefSeq names its product STIMATE family protein. NCBI's taxonomy places the organism in Eukaryota, Fungi, Ascomycota, Eurotiomycetes, Eurotiales, Aspergillaceae. The record is from RefSeq and is a predicted model, not a curated record. Gene Ontology annotation, cellular component: membrane. The transcript has 2 exons. The coding region runs from base 1 to 1038 and encodes 345 amino acids.